CGCAUUGUCUCUGAGGCUGGUGUGAGAGCUAAAUAUCUUCUGGCUGCAUAUAAAGGCACUGGCUGCAGAACAGCAUCUCCUGCUCCAGAGUGCGGAGCAGCGGAAAAUGGAGCCUGACUGAAUGUUUGAGCAGGCGGAAGAAAGGCAGCAGCAGCGGCGGCAGCGGCAGUGGGAGGGUGUGUGCUCUUAUGAGCUGAACUCCACUGCUGCAGUCCGGACAUCAGUUUUGUAUAGGCGUUGAGUGCAGUGCGUUGCAACCGUCAGGGCCGAGACUUCCCUCAUACUGUUGACUAUAGAGAGCUGCUCGCGACGGCCACAGAGCGAUGGGGGCAGAUUUGCGCUGUCUCUAUAGGUAUGUCCGAUUCUAGUGCAGCGCUGCUCAGCUUCAAGAGUUCAGCUGAUUCCUACACGGGUAGACCAUCGGAUUCCGACCUGUCCCUGGAGGAGGACAAGGAGGCGUCUCGGCGUGAGGCCGAGCGCCAGGCCUUGCAGCAGCUCGAGAGAGCCAAGAUCAAGCCUGUGGCAUUUGCAGUGAGAACCAGUGUCAGCUACUGCGGGGCUCUAGAUGAAGACUGUCCGGUUCAGGGUACUGCCAUCAACUUUGAAGCCAAAGAUUUUCUACAUAUAAAAGAGAAAUAUAAUAAUGAUUGGUGGAUCGGGAGGCUAGUGAAGGAGGGGGCUGACAUUGCCUUCAUCCCCAGCCCUGUUAAACUGGAGGCCAUGCGCAUCAAGCAGGAACAGAAAGCUGCUCAGAGGAAAGUGGGAGGGAAUGCGUCAUCUGGGGGUUGGAGGUCAACUCCUCCUUCUGCAGCCAAACAGAAGCAAAAACAGACAGAACAUGUUCCACCCUAUGAUGUUGUUCCAUCUAUGAGGCCGGUUGUUUUGGUUGGCCCCUCACUUAAAGGCUAUGAGGUGACAGAUAUGAUGCAGAAAGCUCUGUUUGACUUCCUAAAACACAGGUUUGAUGGAAGAAUCUCUAUUACACGGGUGACUGCAGAUCUGUCUCUGGCCAAGAGGUCUGUACUGAAUAAGAAAGCUAUCAUGGAGAGGUCUAACACACGCUCUACUCUCGCAGAGGUACAGAGUGAGAUUGAGAGAAUAUUUGAGCUGGCUAAAAGUCUGCAGCUGGUGGUCUUAGAUGCAGAUACGAUAAACCACCCCGCACAGCUCCUCAAGACCUCCCUCGCUCCCAUUAUUGUCUAUGUGAAAGUGUCUUCUCCAAAGGUCCUUCAGAGACUCAUUAAAUCCAGAGGGAAAUCUCAAAGCAAACAUCUUAACGUGCAAAUGAUGGCAGGAGAUAAACUAUCACAGUGCCCACCAGAAAUGUUUGACAUCAUACUGGAUGAGAAUCAGUUAGAGGACGCCUGUGAACACCUGGCCGAGUAUUUGGAUAUAUACUGGCGUGCCACUCACCUACCAGGCUCUGCCCCGGUAAACCCUCUGGUGGAGCAAAAUGUAGUUACACCACCUUCGGCCAACUCAAGCCAACAAUUCUCAGAAACGCAGGAGCUAAUUGAAUGAGCACUACCACAAAUAAAGGGAAGAAAGAAAGUCAGACUGGUUUGGAACGACAUAAGGAGUGGUCUGAGUGACAGAACAUUCCAGAAAGCCCCCCAGAAUAGGCCAGCUACUCAUUGCCCCAGAAUGAGAUGGGGCUCAGAGCAGCUGACCCCCCGCCCCCCACCCCCAGGGGGAUGGAGAAUAAGAUGAGGGUCAGCAAAGAAGUGGACCACUCCCUGCCUCACUGUAAAGGAGCCCUGACAGUGACGACACCUCCCAUCCCCUGUGCUAACACACAUGUCCCCUCUGUAUCUCAGGGCCCCUCUUUUUGCAGGCCUUCAGACAACACACGCAUCCACAUAAUGUAAUACACAUCCUCAGCUGGUCUGAAUGUGCCUGCUGAGAGCCACACUGAGAUCAACAGGGGUUUUCCCCAGCCCCUUGAUGGUGCCGUCUGUCCACCAGGUUAUGCCAGUCUGCCACUCUCUGUCUCUGGGGUGAGGCUGGCACUGGCAUCAGAGAGUCCAUACCAAGUGUUCACAGAGAGGGACAUCCCAUGCAACCAACAUCCUCUCACACAACUGCCAGUCUGUUUUCAAAGCUCACCAUGACAACAGCUUUUGCACAGUACACUGUGGUCAAUUAAGCAAUAUUACACAUCGAUUAUGCACGAUUGCUAUUGUGAUAUUGCUUUUAUCCAACAGUACUAUAAAUAAGAAGUUAAUGGACCUUUUCACAGCUUUUUGAGUACUGAAACGUACAUUUUAGACACGAUAUUGCCAUUUAUUUUGUCUAUUUUACUGCUCUGCUAAAUAUAAUUUUUUUUUUUAAUUGAAGCCAAAGCAGGAUCAACCGUUGCGUUGGCAUGCUGUGAAAACAGACAAGUGGAGAGUAAUGUAAACAGUGAAGCAUCCCUGUGCUGUAUCAAAUCAGCACACUUGAGACACAGCUUGCCCUAUAAGAUUAGACAACCAUCACUAACACUAUAAAUAUGAUUUCAUCAUGAUUAAUAAUAAUUCAGCAUGAGUAAUAAUCCCAACAAGCUUUAUGUAGCACAACCCUCAAAUGACUGUACUAACAGUGUAGUAAAUCAGAGUUUAAAAGCAAGCCUCAUUGACAGUCUCUUCCUUUCCUGUUUGACUUUUCAUGUGUCCUGUCAUUUUAUAUUUAUGUCAGCUGAAGUAAAGUAAAUCAAUUAAUAAAAAAGGGAAAGGAGACCACAUGAAUGUUUGUACAUCUUUUGCCUGGAUCUUUGUAUUGCACUUUACAGCCUCACUACCUGUACAUAAUCUUAUUUAUACUCUCUACUCAUUGUUCUGAAUUACAGUGACCUCUACUGUUUAUGUUUAAAACUACUAGUGACACAUCAUCUUAGCAUCACCACAUCACCUUUGCAAACACCAUCAUGCUUUCUAAAACCUCUUUAAAUACUCUGCUAAGUAUCACUAUAUACCAUUAUUUUUUCACACAAAGAUAUAUCUGUAAUGGUUGGAUCAUAUUUGCACAUUUAAUAUCAAAUCACAAAUAAACAAUCCUUUCUAUAUUAACUAUCAUUAAUUAUUUGCAUGAUAAGUGAUGGUUUUGCUGACAUAUCUGCUUGCUGCUGUAACUGCUGUGUUUUUGCUUGCCGUUCUUCCAUUCAAUAACAAUGACAUUUCCAAAUAUUAGCACAUAACAGGAUGACCUAUGUCUUGUUUGCAGGACAAUCUAAAAGAUCACUGAUUUUACUCUAGGCAUUCAUGCACAUGCAGUCUCAUUGUACAUUGAAUCUAAUCAUGACUAUGCAUGACAAACUUGACAGCAUUUGUAGGAAUACACUGCACUGUAAACUGAAUAGGUAAAUAAAAUGGGCAGACAUAGAAACUAUCACAAACUGCUUGAGUAUUUUCAGAUUAUAUAUUAAAUCCAUUGCCCUUGUCUAUGUCCAUAUAAUUGCACAAACAAAUUACUAAAUUACUUUCUGUUUGUUUAAAAUGUACAUAUGUAAUAUUAUUUACUUAUAUAGAACAAAAAAGUUAUUUGGGACCAUGCUGAAUCUUUUGGCGCUUUUGCUUUACUGAAGUCACAUUUUUGAAUCAAAUGCAAGAGACACACACAAGCACAAUCACUCGAUCAUAAUGAUGGACUACAAUGAGCUCUUCCCAAUCAAAAAUAUGCCUGAUAUAUUUCCAGGUGAUUUGUACAUAGUCAAGAACUAUAUCUUAAGUAUAUUUUCAAUGCUAAUUGUUUAUUUUAUCAGAUGUCUAUGUUGUUCUGUAUAUAUCACAAUUAACUGUACUGUAUGCAACACUGGAGGAAUGCAGAACACAAUAGUUUGAACUCAAAAGUUCUGUCACAGAAUAAAGGGAAAUCAAUUUGAUUGCACUAUUUUUUUUUUAUUUAUUUUUUUUUAUUAUUGUAUUGGAGUUUUCUUCUGAUUUACAAUGCAAUAAAUGCACAAUGUAAGUGUGUAAACCCUCUUCCAAUGGUUACUUUAAUAUAUUGUACUAAUGUGACAGCAUUGACACUAAGGUCUGGUAAAAGAAAAACACAUAAAAGAAAUGUAUGCCCGAUGAUGAACAGAGGUACUUCGUGCUCUGGGGGAAGGAAAAAUAACUCAAAUAAAAACAAAGAAA
Molecule: messenger RNA, 4115 nt
Organism: Myxocyprinus asiaticus (Chinese sucker)
Lineage: Eukaryota; Metazoa; Chordata; Actinopteri; Cypriniformes; Catostomidae
Product: voltage-dependent L-type calcium channel subunit beta-4-like
Exons: 15
Coding region: 355-1521 (388 amino acids)
Biological process (GO): calcium ion transmembrane transport; chemical synaptic transmission; regulation of voltage-gated calcium channel activity
Cellular component (GO): voltage-gated calcium channel complex
Molecular function (GO): high voltage-gated calcium channel activity; protein binding
Source: RefSeq, a predicted model, not a curated record